This is a messenger RNA of Nymphaea colorata (pocket water lily), 1504 nucleotides long. RefSeq lists its product as uncharacterized. The transcript is spliced from 3 exons. Lineage: Eukaryota; Viridiplantae; Streptophyta; Magnoliopsida; Nymphaeales; Nymphaeaceae. The record is from RefSeq and is a predicted model, not a curated record. The coding region runs from base 230 to 967 and encodes 245 amino acids. Gene Ontology annotation, cellular component: trans-Golgi network; endosome.
CCUCUGAGACGUGCGAAUUUUCCCCUUUAUUUCUUUUUCACUUGUCAUUCAAAUUUAUGGCGGUCGAAGGAAAUCCGCUUUAGGGAUUUUCCGGUGGCAGUUGGACCGUGGAUCAGCUGAUCAAUCGUUUUCUUGUUGAGUUGCCAUCUUAAAUAAUGAAGUGGAAUCACCAAUCAGGCGGAAGACCAGAGAUGGGGAGUCGGUGAGAGAGAGGGAGAAAGAUUCUUCAAUGGCGAACCCCAGGAGGUCCUCCGUUUCCUUCUCCUCCGAUCCGCCGUCGCCGGCCGUCGCCAUCAACUUGUCGCUGCCGAGCCCUCCUCCCCAACAAUACAACCAGUGGUCCUCGCUCCUUUUCCUCAAGAGGCCCCACGCCUUCCCGUUUCUCCUCCUCUGCUUCCUCCUCCUUACCUGGGUUUCCCUCAAGUUCCACCACCAUUACCACCAGCAGCAGCAAGACUUUGACGACCCACAAGGCCAGCAGCACCAAGAAGGUCGGGUCUACCGGGGCCCGGACGAGCUCGCCAACCUAAAGAGAUACGACCCCUCGCCAUCUUCGAAAGAUUUCACGGACGAUCGCGGGUGGCUGCUCAACCCCAUCGCUGCCGCACAGCGAGCAGGGCUUUCAGGUGGGGCCCAAUCUUGUGUUGCAGCACAUGUGGGUCAGAUCAGGCCAGGUGGUGUAAGGGGGAAUCAUAGGCACCAUACUUGUAAUGAGACCUUCAUCAUUUGGGGUGCUGCAACAACGUUCAGGCUGGAAAAUGCACUUGCUACUGAGAAAGGUUAUGCAGAAGUCACAAUUGGUGCUGAUGAAGUCGCGGUUGCUGCAAGCCCAAGUGGGACAGCUCAUGCACUCAUCAAUGUUGAUCGAGCACGGUCUACCUAUUUUCUCGGUUGUCAGGAUACUAUCAUAAGCUAUAGUAACUCAGAAACAGACUUCAAGAUUUGGAAAGAUCUUUUAGUUAUAUGACUACUUCUCAUCUUUGUUUUUAACUUCCUUCAGUCUAAUCCAGUUGUGCCUGUAAUUCUUUCUUUUGUUCCAUACUUGUCUAACGUGACUGUAGAUGGUGCUUGCUUCUAAGCCGUCUCCUGCUUAAGGGUGUACAACGUGUACAUAUUUCAGAAGAAGCAGUUGAGUUGGGACGCCUGCAAAAUUUUAUGAUGCACCAAGGCUACGUUCCGGUAUCUGUAUCAAGUCACAGAUUUUCAGCUGAAACACUUGCCGCACAAGCUUUUCCCUCAGAGAUGUAAAAGUGCUAAAAGAGCGGGUUCAGUGAACUCUUCUGUCGGUGGAACUCAAGCAUAACUGGAAUGAUCUGCUUUGGGUGUCUGUUUAUCGUAUUCGACUGAGGUGCUGCUUCCAAUUUUAUACCAUUCAGCCAACAAGUUCCUGGACCUGAAUAGUGGAGCUCAAAAUAGAAAUCUGCUGAUUCUCUUACUUGCACUUGAAAACUGAAAAAGGAAAACUGUAGUCAGCUUGUGUGUUAGUGGUACAUGCUUUGAAUAA